Molecule: messenger RNA, 1830 nt
Organism: Daktulosphaira vitifoliae (grape phylloxera)
Lineage: Eukaryota; Metazoa; Arthropoda; Insecta; Hemiptera; Phylloxeridae
Exons: 7
Coding region: 578-1654 (358 amino acids)
Source: RefSeq, a predicted model, not a curated record
UAUUCUACGAUUAUAAAAAUAGGAUUAUUCCAAACUUGUAUAAUUGUACAUAAAUUAAGUGUAAAUUACAAUUAUAGUAUAUAUAUAUACUAUAAUAUAGAAUGAUAUUAAACAUAUAUUAUUUAUAUUUGAAAUUUUGCACUCAGAAACGUUUUCUGAAUGACCUUAUAAAGUUAUAUUCAACACAGUAUUAAUAAAAAAAACUACUAAUUUAAUUACACAUACUCACAUUAUCAGACUACUAAAUAAAUAAACAUCUGGAUCUUCAACGUCAAUGAAGGUAACAUUAAAAUCGAAAAAUGUAUAUGCAAUUUUUUAGUAAUUUUUGUGGUUUUUUUUUUUUUUUUUGAGAUAAAUAUUUUUAUACUUUUUAGUUAUAAUUAUAUUUUAAACAUAUUUUUAAGAUUAAAUCUGCAUCUUAUACAUAUUUAUAUAACUAAUCAUAGCUAUUGAUUUAGUUUAUUUAAAAUAUUUCACAUUCUGUUAGCAACAACCUAUUUGUCAAAGAUUGUUUAUACAUGUUUAUAUAUUUUCUUAUAUCUAUAUUAAUUGUGUACAUUUGAAUUUAUUUCAUUCAAUGAUGACAGCAAAUGGUAUAUUGAGUUACACCGAUUGUUGUAAAAAAUUGGAAAAAAUAGCUUUAAGGCGAAAAAUCUAUGGAUCCGAAUCUAGAUAUAAAUUGCACAAAAAUACAUCAACUAAACAUAAUGAAUCCAAAGACAAUGUAGUCAAAAUUGCAAAAAAUGUAUUUGAAAAAAUUCCAUUCGUGUGUGGUUCUUCGGCAAGUAAAAGUCAUCAUAUAGGUGCAAAUAUCCAAACAGCAUUGUCAAUGGUUAAGCAAUUUCGGGAACGUAUGGAUGAUAACAUCAUGUUGACCAUGUCCAGAUAUUAUGAAACAGAAUCAGAAUUUUUAUUUAAAAAAAACAAUAAAGGAUCUUGUGGUUCAGAGGAAUACAGUGAUUGUUCAUCAUAUUGUCCAGCCUUAAGUGAAAACUGGAAAGAAUACCAAGAAGAAGAUACUUUUGAAGGAACCACGCGUGAUCCCUGGUCUGUAAGACAAUCAGAUGGAUACGAUAAUAACAUCGUUUGUUCUCACGAAAAAAUUUCUUGUAACUGUUCAGCCCGGCCAAUGGAAAGCUAUCAAAAAGUAAUGGCUCCAUACGUAAAGAAAUUUAUACAAAAACAAAAACUGCAUGUCGAUCAAAAUCCAUUUAUUAAAGAAAAAACCGUUCAACAUUAUGAAUUGUUAUCCAAACGCGUACAAGAACUUAAACAAACUAUGAUAGCAACGAAUAUAGAAUUGUUAGAACAAACAAAAAGAUACUCAAAAUUAUAUGAACAAUACACCCGACAACAAGACGUUAACAUAGCUUCUCAAUUACUGGAAGUCGAAGACAAAAUAAACGAUUUGAUAGCCCAAGUUGAACAGGCCGUAGAUAUGUACAAAGAGGGAACUGCAUUAUUGGCUAUACAAAAGUCAAAUGAUGAAACAUCAUCUACAUAUUUGCUAGCUCUUGCUAAUGCUGAUAAUGAAACAAAACCAAAGGAAACUAAUGCCGUUCGUUUAUCUAAGCUCUUAAAAAGAAUUCAAUUUUUUCAAGAAAAACUAAAAACUGGUUAUUAUUGUAAAAACUUCUCUGAAAUAGUAGAAUAAAUAUAUGUAUUUCUUUUUUUUUUUUCACUUUGUAUGGACUAUAAAAGGGUCAUUUCAGCCUUCUCCGAUGAAGAGGUUUUUUAAUCUUAAGUACUUAAAAGUGGAUUUUAAAAAAACCAUUGUCAAUAAUAUGUUGACAAUUUUAAUUGAAAUGUUUCAAAUCAAUUAUAAUAUUU